AUGUUGUUCCUCCGGCACAAAGCAGAGGGUCCAGUUAUUAGGAAUCCUCACUGUUACUGUUCUGCUGCGGGUGGCUCCUGCACGUGCACCAGCUCCUGCAAGUGCAAAGAGUGCAAAUACACCUCCUGCAAGAAGAGCUGCUGUUCCUGUUGCCCCAUGGGCUGUGCCAAGUGUGCCCAGGGCUGCAUCUGCAAAGGGGAGUCUGAGAAGUGCAUCUGCUGUGCCUGAUGUGGGGACAGCUCUGCUCCCAGAUGUAAAUAGACCAACCUGCACAAACCUGGAUUUAAAAAAAAA
Callithrix jacchus (white-tufted-ear marmoset) is the source of this 294-nucleotide messenger RNA. Lineage: Eukaryota; Metazoa; Chordata; Mammalia; Primates; Cebidae. The record is from RefSeq and is a predicted model, not a curated record.